This is a messenger RNA of Miscanthus lutarioriparius, 465 nucleotides long. The record is from the annotation of a GenBank genome assembly. Lineage: Eukaryota; Viridiplantae; Streptophyta; Magnoliopsida; Poales; Poaceae.
AUGAACGCCGCCGCCGCCUCCGCCUCUGCUCCGGACGCUGCCGCCGCCACUGGCGAGGAGGGCGCGAAGGAGGUGGUGGACGUCCUGGUCCAAUACGUGGUGCUGCGGCGCGACCUGGCGGACGCGUGGCCGCUGGGGAGCGUCGUGGCGCAGGGCUGCCACGCCGCCGUGGCUGCCGUGUGGGUGCACCGGGACCACCCGGACACCGCCGCCUACUGCGCGCCCGACAACCUCGACCGAAUGCACAAGGCAUGUUCGACGUUUUGCCUCAUACGAUCUCCAGUAACACUGGAGGUGAAAGGAGAGACACAGCUAAAGAACCUGUCCGAGAAACUGGAAGCAGCUGGUGUCCGGCACAAGCUGUGGAUAGAGCAGCCUGAGAACAUCCCAACAUGCAUAGCCACAGCACCCUGCCCAAAGUCACAGGUUUCUUCAUUCUUCAAGAAGCUCAAGCUUUGCAAAUAA